UUAUUUUUUCUCAAAUGUUAUUGGUAUGUUUAAUCCGUGGCAUAUUCAAAAUAAUGCUAUGUUUUAUCAACUGAUGAAUUUAUAAAAUAUAAUGAGCCCAUCAUUAUAUCAUUGAUGCGUUGUAAAUUGCGUGAAUUUAAUGUCUGUUUGAAUCGCAAAUAGAAGUAUUCUUUGUGUGCUAAAAUAUAUUUCGAAAACUUACGGGUGAUAUUGAACAAGAUAUGAAUCCGGAAAAAUCAUUGCAGUUUGAUAAAGUUGGGAUUUUGCUAUUUUCAUUUGCAGUAUACCAGAAUGGCAGCAACAUCUGAAAUUCAUUAUUCCUUUGAUAUAAUUGCACUGUGCUUUCAGUUAUUACUGUUCUGUAUAAACAUUUAAUAUUUCCACAUGAAUGCUAGAACCAAUGAAAGAAGGUAAUGGUGUCCAUCCGAUAUCAAUCAUUCCUUUUAGGUAUCAUAUUGACUUCAAUCACAUGGCUGAUAAUUUUAUAUUUACAUUCUAAAAUUACUGAAAACAAAUUUUUUAUUGAAAACUCAUCUGAUAAAAUUGCAAAAUGGAAGUUAAGGCCAAGAGUGGACAAUAUGCAUCGUAUAGCUCAAGUAGAUUCUUUGUCUUUAGAAUCAAAAGAACAAAUGUUAAAAAGGAAUUUUGUUGCUAAAAGACUUUUACCAGAAAGAGAAAAUAAUAUGAUUGAUGGGAGUGACUUUGAUUAUAAUUCUUUAUUAAAGAAAAGCUCUCCAAAUGCCAUGGAGAAAGAGAAAAAAGUAUUAAAUUCAACUGAUUUAGUGCAUUUGGGAAUGAUUAGUUCACCACAAGAUCAAAGAACUAAAGAUGAAGGCUAUAAAAAGCAUGCCUUUAACCUCCUCAUCAGUGACAGAUUGGGCUACAGAAGACUGGUACCUUACACAGCUCAUUCUUUAUGCAAAAAGCAGGUUUAUUCUCUCAAUCUUCCAAAAGCUAGUAUUAUUAUUUGUUUUUACAAUGAGGCUUGGUCUACAAUGCUUCGUAUGAUUUAUUCAAUAAUUGAUAGAACUCCAGAUCAUCUCUUGCAUGAAAUUAUUCUUGUUGAUGACUGUAGUGAUGAUGAGAUGUUCAGAGACAAGCUUAAGAUAUUUCUUCGCAGCAAUAUUGGAAGUGAGAAAGUUAAAUUGCUAAGAAUUCAGCGAAGAGCUGGAUUGAUGCGAGCACGUGUAUUUGGAGCUCAACAUGCUACUGGUGAUGUUUUAGUAUUUCUGGAUAGUCAUUGUGAAGUGAAUGAAGUCUGGCUGGAACCUCUUCUGGAACGAAUACAGCAAAAUCGCACUGCAGUAGUGUGUCCCAUUAUUGAUAUCAUUAAUGCUGAUACUUUUGAAUAUGUUUCAUCUCCUAUUGUUCGGGGUGGUUUCAACUGGGGUUUACACUUCAAAUGGGACUCUGUGCAGCCAAAUCAACUCCGAAGUAAAGAAGAUUUCAUCAAACCUAUAGAGUCACCUACAAUGGCUGGAGGUCUGUUUGCCAUAGAUAGAAAAUAUUUCCACGAGUUGGGUGAAUAUGAUCAAGGCAUGGAUAUAUGGGGUGGUGAAAAUUUAGAAAUAUCAUUCAGGGUAACU
Messenger RNA from Stegodyphus dumicola, 1586 nucleotides. It is a transcript of the gene Pgant35A, whose product is annotated as polypeptide N-acetylgalactosaminyltransferase 35A. Gene Ontology annotation, cellular component: Golgi apparatus. Gene Ontology annotation, molecular function: Notch binding; polypeptide N-acetylgalactosaminyltransferase activity. The record is from RefSeq and is a predicted model, not a curated record. Gene Ontology annotation, biological process: protein O-linked glycosylation; regulation of Notch signaling pathway. NCBI's taxonomy places the organism in Eukaryota, Metazoa, Arthropoda, Arachnida, Araneae, Eresidae.